AUGGCGACUUCCCUCAUUGCGAAAAGAGCCACCACUUCCAUAGGAAGAGCUUCUGACCUCUUCAGAACAUCAUUCGCCUUCCUGCGCGGUCUUAGCACCACCACCACCACCACCACCUCCCCCGCCGACGUGGCGGCGGCCGACGGAGCAAAGAAGCCGAAGCGGAAGAAGAAGAAGAAUCUCUUCGAGGUGGCCCAGUUUCUUCCCAACUGGGGCCUUGGCUAUCACAUGGCCAAAACUCACUGGGCCGAGGUCUCCUACGAGAUCACCAAAAUCAAUCUCUACAAAGAUGGAAGACAUGGGAAAGCUUGGGGGAUUGCUCACAAAAAUGGCUUGCCGGCUGCAGAUGCCCCGAAGAAAAUCAGCGGUGUCCACAAGCGCUGUUGGAGAUACAUCCCCAUGACAAAACAAAUAGAACAAAGUGUGCCAAAACAGGAAGCAAGCAUCCCAAAACAAGAAGUGGAAGCUGCGUGA
This is a messenger RNA of Salvia splendens (bonfire salvia), 474 nucleotides long. RefSeq lists its product as uncharacterized. The transcript has a single exon. The record is from RefSeq and is a predicted model, not a curated record. Gene Ontology annotation, molecular function: structural constituent of ribosome. Gene Ontology annotation, cellular component: mitochondrion. Lineage: Eukaryota; Viridiplantae; Streptophyta; Magnoliopsida; Lamiales; Lamiaceae. The coding region runs from base 1 to 474 and encodes 157 amino acids.